AUGGCCAUGCAAGACCUUGCCCCCGAGAUCAUGGUACACAUCUACGAAUCCUUAUCUUCUGUCUCCGACAUCAUCAAUCUAUCCCUCACAUGUCGCUAUUUUCACGAACUCCUUCCUAAAUCGCAGAAACUAGUCCUGUUCUUCAGCGCUCUAGAUAAAGAGAUGGGCCCAUUGGACGAUAUAUUGCAACUCCAGACUCAGAACGAUAAUCAAAUACUUCAUGUUCGGCGCACACCGCCGCUGUCUUUUGCUCUACUCACGCAAGCCGCGAUAGUUGGUCGCGUGGCGGAGCGCUUCGUUGGGCUGUUCCCGACCUUUCGAUGGACCGACGCAGAGAGCACGUCCCGUCGAUUUCUGGACGACGUGGAGGCCAGACGUCUACGCCGUGCGGCUUACAGGCUCUGGAGCUAUACACAAGCCUUUCAUGUUCGAUCCAGCGGCCGGAUGCUACGUUUCGAUACGACAAUUGCCACGGAACGGCUCCAAUUGCUCAGAACGUGGUCAACUGAGGAGCUGUACGAGCUUGAAGAUCUGCGUUGCACGUUGGAGCAGAUUCUCGCGACGGAGAUUUGUCCGACCGAUGGCGAGGUCUGGUCCAGGAUGACUGAGCAGGCCAGGCAUUCGCACAUGCCGCUGUCCUUCCUGCAUCCCUUUAAUAGUGGCUUCGCGGGUCACACUGCGUCGUUCAAUGACAUGUUCCACAGCUCGCACGAAGUUAUGGCUCUGGAAAAGACGAAGCCGUCUGUGCAAGAAUUGCGGCACAAACACAUGUCGGGAUGGGGCAGUGAUUUGCAGACUUUCUAUCUGGUGCAGUCGUUCUUGAAGUUUUCGCCGGCUCAGCUUUUGUGGCUAUACGACAAUGCAGUGUCGAAAGCAGAUGUGGAGAAGUUCAUUGAGGCGCAAACUCAUGAUCCAUGUUUCUUUGAGCGCGGGUCCAUGCUGUUCCAUGACUGGGUGGCGGUGUUGCAUGACCGAGGCGUGGAUGUGCAGCAGGCACGCGAGGCCAUCUGGGCUGGAAGGGCAGGAAUCGUGUUGGAUGGUGUGGACAAGGACAUGCGAGACCAUAGAUAG
Messenger RNA from Exophiala xenobiotica, 1071 nucleotides. RefSeq lists its product as uncharacterized. The transcript has a single exon. The record is from RefSeq and is a predicted model, not a curated record. Bases 1 to 1071 code for a protein of 356 amino acids. NCBI's taxonomy places the organism in Eukaryota, Fungi, Ascomycota, Eurotiomycetes, Chaetothyriales, Herpotrichiellaceae.